Pelobates cultripes (western spadefoot toad) is the source of this 193-nucleotide messenger RNA. The record is from the annotation of a GenBank genome assembly. NCBI's taxonomy places the organism in Eukaryota, Metazoa, Chordata, Amphibia, Anura, Pelobatidae.
CAUAUACCAACUCCCGCUUUCACUAUUUCCACUCUAAAGACCUCCUGCUAAAUGCUGCACAAAAACUCCCUUGCCUGUCUGAUCCACACCAGGGUAUAUAUCUAUACACAGAUUUAUCAGCUACCACAAUUGUGCGAAGAAGAGAAUUUCUUAAAGUCACCAAGACCCUGCUCAACAACAACGUACCCUACAG